Molecule: messenger RNA, 2688 nt
Organism: Xenopus laevis (African clawed frog)
Lineage: Eukaryota; Metazoa; Chordata; Amphibia; Anura; Pipidae
Product: cGMP-dependent 3',5'-cyclic phosphodiesterase-like
Exons: 4
Coding region: 632-1060 (142 amino acids)
Source: RefSeq, a predicted model, not a curated record
AGAAUUCCUGUAGCACUUACUGAGAUGGGCAGGUCUGUUCUUGUGGGUAGUGGGUGCCCUGGCCAAUUGCUAGGGAUCACUUUGUUGGGAAUAGGGUGUAAUGGCAGGAAUAGUACUUACCUCCACACGUGCUUCACUAAGUCCUUACAGAACGUAUCAGUAGGCAAAGGAACUGGCACUCGGUGCUUUAAUAAAGGAGAAGCCAAUGAAUAAUGAAUGGCAGUCAGUGCCGCUGCCUGUAAAUGAUUCUGUUCAUUAUCUGUGCAAUCAUUUAUGUUCUCUCGCCUCCCAAAGAGACAUCAUUUUGCUCAGGCGAUCGCCAUCCUGAAUUCCCACGGCUGUAACAUCCUAGAACAGUUCUCCAGAAAGGUGAGUGCAUUAAUAGGCGCCUGAGGGCAGACACCCCCAGAGUUGACUCUGCCCAUUAAAGUCAAUGGGACACAUUUGGGGUGUGUGAAGGGGUUUUCUUACAUUUUGUUGACUGUGUAGGAAGAAAUUUCACAGGGGCAACAAACCAUCCCAUGAGACUUUACCAUAAGUGUAUAGGAAUGAGCUUAUUACUGGUAUUUCUCUUGUAGAUGAGUUUGAUCCCCACAAUAAACAUCACCACUAUCUCCUGAUCUGCCUCCUAAUGACCUCCAGUGACCUCUCCGACCAAACCAAAGGCUGGAAGACCACCAGGAAGAUAGCGGAACUGAUCUACAAGGAAUUCUUCUCUCAGGGAGACCUGGAGAAAGCAAUGGGAAACAGACCGGUUGAGAUGAUGGACAGAGAGAAGGCUUACAUCCCUGAACUCCAGAUCAGCUUCAUGGAGCACAUUGCCAUGCCCAUAUACAAGUUGCUCAAGGAUCUCUUCCUGCAAUCUUCCGAGUUGUACGAGAGGGUCGCGGCCAACAGAGAAAAGUGGACACGCGUCUCUCACAAAUUUACCAUUAGAGGGUUGCCCAGCAACAACUCCCUGGACUUCUUGGAUGAGGAAUAUGACAUACAGGAGGGUUUGCAAGAUGAACUGAAGAUGAACGGUUGUGUGGAGUCGAAGGAAUCUGUUGUGGGCGACUAAUGGGUGGGACAGUGAGACCAUUUCACCCUCAUUUUCUUAUACAACUCUUUAUAGCCUCAGUGUGAAGAGCGGCCGAGUGUUCAGGUCAUGAGGUGAUCUUGCCUCCUGUGUGCAGCGCAAAGCUUGUGUGUUACGCAAAACCACAAUGGCAUCUGGCCAAUCAGAACGAUCCAGACUGAAGAAACUUUUCUUGCCUCAAAAAAAAAAGAAUGUUUCACGCACAGAACGUUCAGGAAAGGGACAUUCUAAUAGGUUCAGACUUUUUGUGGGUUCUGUUAACUAUGAUGGGAUUGGCUGUUCACGAGGGACCUUGGCGAGUUGCCAGUUUGGGGAAGCAUUAAUGGUUUUUGCUACUACCCCACCCAACACAAUCAUCUACCUUCUCUAUUGUAAUCUACUACUGCCCCCUCCAUGUUUCCUCCUUGCCAAAGCACUGAUAUAUCUACUCUACCCCUGAGAAAGUUCUAAUGGUGGGAACCCCGUUUGGCCAGUUAACCAAAAAUGUACAGAAUGUUAAUGAUCCAACCGCUUGGUACCUUAGUACUGAUACCUGUGGUCCAACAGAAGGGGUCCCAUUUCCAUCUCAUCCAUACUUGCUUCUCUCCUGUGCCACCUUCAUUCUUUAGGGGCCCCUGGGUUCUCUCUGGUUUGCCAGCUGGAGAACAAAAGAACAUUUUAAAUUCAUGCAAUCAAACUGAAUACUGAGUGGGAUUGGCUACAUAUACAAAGAAACAUGUUUAACUGGGGACACACUCAGCUCAGCUGAUUGUUGGCCCUCUUAACAGAUUUCAUUUUAAAGAAAAAAAAAAGCCCCUCCCAAAAAAAAAGCCCAGACUUUGUUUCCGGUGCGUAGCCACUAAUUCUGUACAUAUUUACUUGGCAAAUUUUGGAAUUUCCAUGUAAUUUGUUAAAAGGGACCCAUUCAUUGUAGAGGAAACCAAUUAUUGGAAUAUCUCCAGAUUUCUCCUGUAACAUAUGGCCCAUAAUGUAGUUGACUACUGUUUCUUUUUUUACUGGACUACACAUUGCACUGAACCACUGCCCUCCACAUGGUCCUACAGAGAGGUCCACACCUGCCUGGAGAUAAACAAAUCCUCAACUCUUCAACAUGUGGCUCCCAAAGUAUUCUUCAAAUUUAUCGUUGCCUUUUGGAGGUGCUCAAAACCACAAACACACUGUACAAUUGUAUCAAGGGCUACUGCUUAGUUUUGUUCUUGGGUUCAUUAGAGAACUGCUUACUUUUGGUUUGGGUUUAAACCAGUCUGUGUUGCAUUAAGAAACCCAUAUUUCCCCCAUGAAUCAAUCCAUUUAGGCACUGCCCAUGGGUCUGUUCUUCUUGAGAAAUAAUGUACCAUGAAAGUUACGGCUCAGCGUCCAACCCAGGGGUACAGAAGCCAUAUGAGUGAAUAUCCACAUAAAGCUAAAGUUGGCUCUGUUGCAUCUUUCGGAUAUUGUUUGGCCCCUGGUGUCUGGGACACUGCACAUGCUCAGUGAGCUCUGACCUGUUCUAAGGACUUGUGAGAAAAGUGGUGUAUUGGUGCACCCCAACCAUGUACAUCUCUGGUGGCAUGAAUUCAUUCACGCUCCCUUUGAAUAGACGUUACACUCAAAUAAAACUUUUAAUAAUG